Messenger RNA from Anopheles cruzii, 417 nucleotides. RefSeq lists its product as uncharacterized. Bases 1 to 417 code for a protein of 138 amino acids. The record is from RefSeq and is a predicted model, not a curated record. The transcript has 4 exons. NCBI's taxonomy places the organism in Eukaryota, Metazoa, Arthropoda, Insecta, Diptera, Culicidae.
AUGAAGUGUCUGGUAAUCACGGAAUUCAUAUCGUACGAUGAUUUACAGUUCAUCUACGACAAUUUUUUAUGUCUUCGACGCUUAGAAGUAUACAUCGAUGAUGAGGUGUCGAUAGUAGCAGACGAUUCUGUCCGAUUCGAUCGAUUGGAACACUUGCAGGAACUUAAGGUAUCGGACAAUAUUAGAAUUCGUUCCAUUCAUCGUAACAACGUUCGGUGCAUGACAAUAACCCAUAGACCGGCUGUUCUUGAUUCACGCUCAGGUAUCAAGAACUGUGAUCUUGGCUGGAUACCACAGAAGUUCCCUUUGCUGAAUAGACUGAUCCUUGAGGAAUGCUCGGUGUCUUUGGUUGCGGUCGAACAGCUACAUAACUUGCUGCCCUCGUGUAGAAUCGACUACGACAGCACACGCUUCUAG